AACUGCAAUGAACCGAGUCGUCUUCCCGCUGAUGAGCCUCCUUCUCGGCCUGGCCCACGCCAGCUGCCUCGGAGGACACUGCGGCAGCGCUCCAAGCUACGGAUUUGGCGGGGGAAGCGCCGGAUCCCUCGUAGGCGGCUCCUUCGGUAGUGGCGGAGGGGGGUCCUUCGGUGGCCUCAGCACCCGCUACAGUGGCCUGCACAGGGGCUUUGGAAGUGUUGCUGGGUCGAUAGGUGGAUUUGACGGAGGCAGCCGUCGACCUUUCGGGGGCAUCAGCACAAGCUAUGGCGUCCCAACGCGUAGCUUCGCAGUUGGUCUCGGUCGACGUGGAGUAUCAGGUGGAUCCUUUGGGGGGAGAUACUUCGGGGGUGGAUCUUACGGAGGAUUCUCCGGUGGGCAAAGUUCUGUUUCCGGUCUCCCGAGACACAGCUUCGGAGGAGCUACCGGAUCCUUCGCGGGUGGCUUUGGAUCCAGUGGAUUUGGAGGAGGAUCCUUCGGUGGUGGAUCCCUAGGAGGCAUUAGCACAUCAUACGGCGUCCCUACCAGGACCUUCGGAAACACCGGAGGCUCCUUAGGCGGCAAUUCCUUCGGAUCUGUAGUUCAUGGCGUUGGAUCCUUCGGAGGCCUUGGGGGUGCCCGUGGCCUGUCCUCUAGCUACCUGCCUCCUCACAAGAAGUAAAGGCUUAGGUAAGUCCUGCGCGCCCUGUCUGGUUGCGGAAAAUGUUAUUUAUUAUC
Molecule: messenger RNA, 735 nt
Organism: Penaeus chinensis
Lineage: Eukaryota; Metazoa; Arthropoda; Malacostraca; Decapoda; Penaeidae
Product: keratin, type I cytoskeletal 10-like
Exons: 2
Coding region: 8-679 (223 amino acids)
Source: RefSeq, a predicted model, not a curated record